UGCACAUCUGGACGUCCUCACAGGGCACACGAGGCUCCCGUGAAGGCAUCAGUGGCUCUUAGCUACAAGGGAUAGAUCAACAACAUACUGACCCGGCCGUUUGCAAAAGCGGAGAUGUCGAGAGAGAGGAACAUGUGGGAGCCGCAGGGGGCUUCAUCUCUCCAAGUGGAAGCCGAGGGAGCGAGACGCGGCACUGACUGAGGGGCCAUGCGAUCUCCCUUCCUGGCUCAAAGAAGAUCCCGCAGCUGUUUUGGAUGCACUCCCUGAAUUUGAGACCGGAUUAAAGAAUGGCGCAAGUUUUGCGUAUGGAGACUGGCUUCCCAGGGAAAGCCAACCCCGCCUCCGCUACGUCCUUUCAUGGGAAGGAUCCAGAUGUGCACUAUUCGGUGGAGACCCCCUACGGCUACCGCCUGGACCUGGACUUUCUCAAAUAUGUGGAUGACAUUGAGAAAGGCAACACCAUCAAGCGCAUUCCGGUCCACCGCCGACCACGGUACAGCUCAUUGCCGCGGGGUUAUGGCUACACCGGCUCUUGGUGGACGUCCACGGAGUCGCUCUGCUCCAACGCCAGCAUGGACAGUCAGCACUCCUCCUAUUCGUAUUGCGGACGCAGCUUCUACCCACAGUACAGCCAUGCCAUGUCGAGCAACUUCAAUGCCCGUGUGGAGAAGACCUUGCUGGACGCCAGGAAGAAGCUGGAAGACCAAGCGGGCUCCGGCGAGGAGGACAGGCCCAGGGCCAGUGGCCUCCGAAGCCUGAGCCACAGCAGCAUCUCCGGAUCCACCAGCUCCCUGGUGGGAAACCCAAGCCUCUCCCGCCAGGCUUCCCACAACGGUUCGCAGCAGGGUGCCCCUGGACAGUUCACACCUGUCGGCUCCGGGCUGUCCACCCCGGUCUCACCGACCCCGGGACACCUGCAGCACGUCCGGGAGCAGAUGGCGGUGGCCCUGAGGAAGCUGCGCCUGCUGGAGGAGCAGGUGAAGAUGGUGCCGGUGCUCCAGGUGAAGGUCUCCGUGCUCCAGGAGGAGAAGCGGCAGCUGAGCGUCCAGCUGAAGAGCCAGAAGUUCCUGGGCCACCCGGGGGGGCCCCUCGGCAGGGGCAGGUCCAGGGGGGAGCUCUACAUAGACAUCCCGGAGGAAGGGGCAGGGGGGGGGAAGGCGGAGGAGGGCGCAGGCGGGAAGGAGGUGAGGUCGGUGGCUGUGGGGAGGUCGGCCGAAGAGGCAGAGGGCGGGAAGUGUGACGUGGCGGUGGCCGUCCGGGAGGAGGAGCUGGGCUGGCCUUCCCUGGAGGAGGCCGAGCGGCAGAGCCCGGCCACGCACGCCCUGUCAGCCAAGGUCGCGGUGCUGGAAAGGCAGCUGGAGAGGGCGCUCCAAGAGCUCCAGGCCGCCCAGCGGAACACGGAGCAUCGGGGCAAGGAGAAGGAGGACAAGUGGACGUCCACGGGGAACGGGAGCGGCCCGGCAGAAUGGGGGGCGGGGGGAGCGGGUGCAGAGCAGCGGGACGAAGGGCCCCCCCAGAGGCACCGGGAGGCCUCCGUUGGCCAGAAUGUGGCUGAGGUGGUCCAGGGGGAAAGCGAGCCAGAGGUGGUCACCAGCACGGCCACAGGGCCAGGCCACAGGCCAUGGGAGGAGGCACGCCGCCUGGAGACGGAAGAGUCCGGUACCAGCCCCAGACCCUUGGCGGGCAGAGACCCGGGGGCCCAGGGAGCCACGAUGCCCCUCCGCUCCACGUAUCACAGUGAAGAGGUGAUGGAGACCACGUUCCCCACCCACGCCGGCCCUGCGAACGCAACGACCACGUUCCAUUCUGUGAAAAAGAUCAGCAUCAUCAGCACAGAGGAGGACCGGACGGGGAAGCCGGAGACAGCUGCAUGCACAGCGGGGGUCCGAUCGGUCACGGAGGAGGAGGUGAAGGAGCCCACGGGCCUCCCUGGCAGCCAGAAGCACUUGCAGUCGGUGGGCGUCAACGGCGGGUACGGCAAAGCCCUCCUCCCUGCAGUACGACCCAAUGGGAGGCUUUUCAGGUACGAGUCCCCCUCCUCCUCCUCUGAAGACUCCAGCACAGCAGAGAACGUCUCGGACAACGAGAGCACGGAGAGCGAAUACCACGAGGCGAGUGACGGGCUCCUUGCAGGGCAGGCGUCUGCGGCUGAGCCCCCCACGGCACCCCCGACAGCCACGGAGACGGCUCGUUCAGGAGCACCCGCUGAAGGGGAAGGAAGACUCAUGGCUAAAAGCAAGGAGCAAGCAGACGAUCCUGGGAAGGGGCUCAGCCAGGAACUGCGCUCCGCCUGUCAAGCCCUGCAGAAAUACCUGGAGAGCCCUGAGGAGGCGCACAUGGAGGAAGCAACGAGGCUGGCGUACACGGCCGUGCUCCACUCCUGGCUGAGGCUCUCCUGCCACAAAGAAGCCAGCCCGGAAGGGGUCUCCCUGCACUUGGCUGCUUUCCAGGCCAUCUCCCCCCAGCUGCUGGAGUUCGUGAUCAAUAUGGCGGACGCCAACGGCAACACGGCGCUCCACUACACCGUCUCCCACUCCAACUUCCCCGUGGUCGCCGAGCUGCUCAGGACCGGGGUGUGUCACGUGGACCAGCAGAACAAGGCUGGCUACACGGCCAUCAUGCUGACGGCGCUGGCUGCCACGCGCUCGGAGAGGGACAUGGAGACCAUCAUGGAGCUCUUGGAAAGGGGCAACGUGAACGCCAAAGCCAGCCAGGCUGGGCAGACGGCCCUGAUGCUGGCCGUCAGCCACGGGCGUCAGGACAUGGUGCGCGCCCUUCUGGCCAGCAGAGCAGACGUCAAUGUGCAAGACGAUGACGGGUCCACGGCGCUGAUGUGCGCCUGUGAGCAUGGCCACGCUGAGAUUGUCCGCCUGCUGCUGGCCACCGUGGGCUGUGACGUCACCCUGGCAGACCAGGACGGCAGCACAGCUCUUUCCAUCGCCCUGGAGGCAGGGCAGAGCGACAUAGCCCUCAUGCUCCACGCGCACCUGAACAGACCCACCUCUCCGGGGACUUCGAAAGAAGAGGGGCCCGGAGAGGCCACGGAGAGGGCCCGCGAUGAUGCUCAGUAGCGCAGGCCGGCCUGGCAGAACUUCUCUUGAGUGCCAGGGAGAGGUUUCUCCCACUCUGCUUGGAGGAGAAGGGCUUGCGAGCCGCUCAAGAAGCAAGGAGGCAGACCCCUCCUGGUACGUCCCGCAGGUGCGCUGGGUUCCUGAGGACAGCUGUGGUCUCCUGGCCUUCCCCCACCCCCCAC
Molecule: messenger RNA, 3253 nt
Organism: Gekko japonicus
Lineage: Eukaryota; Metazoa; Chordata; Lepidosauria; Squamata; Gekkonidae
Gene: KANK2
Product: KN motif and ankyrin repeat domains 2
Exons: 12
Coding region: 288-3071 (927 amino acids)
Biological process (GO): negative regulation of transcription by RNA polymerase II; negative regulation of intracellular estrogen receptor signaling pathway; negative regulation of actin filament polymerization
Cellular component (GO): cytoplasm
Molecular function (GO): protein binding
Source: RefSeq, a predicted model, not a curated record